This is a messenger RNA of Synchiropus splendidus (mandarinfish), 3231 nucleotides long. RefSeq names its product testis expressed 264, ER-phagy receptor a (gene tex264a). Gene Ontology annotation, biological process: protein-DNA covalent cross-linking repair; reticulophagy. Gene Ontology annotation, cellular component: endoplasmic reticulum membrane; replication fork; autophagosome membrane. The transcript has 4 exons. The record is from RefSeq and is a predicted model, not a curated record. Lineage: Eukaryota; Metazoa; Chordata; Actinopteri; Syngnathiformes; Callionymidae. Bases 241 to 1242 code for a protein of 333 amino acids.
ACCUGCCCACUGCACCCCUCUUCCAGAUACGAAUGGUCCAUCCCGGAAGUGAGUCGACUGUUACAGUAAACAAACCGUUUUCUCUGACAACUUGAACGAGCUUCUCCUUUUCUCUGUCGGCUUUUUGUGGUAAUAAAAUCCUAGAGAACAUUAACAUUUACAACACCACCGGCGUCUCUGACCUCGUGGGGGAUACUUCGACUUGUUAGCUGGUUCCAAGUACUUUGACAUUGCCUCACCAUGUCAGAUUUAAUUCUGCUUCUGCUCAUCGUCGUCCUGCUGGUGUGUUUGCUGCUGACUCUCGGGGGCUUCUUCAUUUACUCGGGGCUCCUGGCUGACGUGGACAUCAAAACUGGACCACCUCCAAUCAAGAAUGUCACCAUCGCUUACAAGUUCCGUGAAGGGUCCUACAAGGAUUGUGGCGCAACCUUCACGGAAGCCUGCAGCAUUGCGCCCCAGCAGAAAACCAUCGGCGUCUUCUACGAUGACCCCAAGCAGAGGCCGGCUGACAAGUGCCGCUACAUCGUUGGAAGCAUCCUGUGUGAGGGAGAAGACCAGCCGGACCAGGAAAUGCAGAAGCUCUACGAGAAAUUUGGCUUCAAGGUGUUUUCCCUUCCUGAAGUGACCCACGCGGUGACCACCACCUUCCCCUGCAACACCUCUCUGUCGCAUGUAGUGGCUUCAUACAGGGUCUACCCCAAACUUGGCUCUUACAUCGAGGAGCGGAAGCUGUGUGCCUUUCCCUUCAUUGAGAUCUGCGGCGCGGCCGUCACCAGCUACAUGGCUCCUCUCUCCCGACAGACAGAUUUCUUUGUCCCAGAAAUGAAGGACGAGGUGAAGACUGAAGUGAAAGAAGAAGAGUCUGAUGACGACAGAGGGACUGACAUCACAGGUGCCGACUCCCACAGCGAUGUGAGCUCAGUGAGUGGCGGCCUGCCCUGGGACAGCAGAGAAACCUCCCUAGCUGCCUCCACCGCGGCUUCACUGGCCUCCUCGCUCCCUCUGCGGGACGUAAUGGACGCCAGCGAGGACUCGAAGCCCAGAGACCUCGCGGACAGGAGCUCCAACGAGUCUAUGGGCAGCGGCUCGUCUUUUGAAGAGCUAGACAUGGAUCAGGAUGAGGACGGAGGGGAGAGGGAAGGUGGAGAAGAGGAGGACGUCCCCGAGGCUGAGGAUGGAGGGAGAGAAGCCGCUCAAGUGUUUGCUGACAAGGAGGAGCCCGUGGGGGAUGGAGAGGAAUAACCAGGUUGGGGGAGAUAAGGAGCGGAGUGGAGCGCAGCCGGCGUGUCCGUCGCUGUUUUGAUGGUUAUCUGUCGUGUAAUCGUGUUGGUGGAUCUUUGCCUGACCAGCGUUUGCACUUUUAAUUCUCCUCUUCAAGCCUGUACCUUUCCUUUCUUUCAAUGAAUAACAAGCCCUGAGCCUUUGCUAAACACACAACUGGACAGAAGAGCUGGGAGUCGCAGCUCCAGCUGAGCGGCAGGAUUUUAUAUCGUCCCUUCAUCGCGAUGACAUUCCUUCAGAUUAGCAGCUCCACUGUUGACGUGGAACCUCUCAUUAAAGACACUUGACACCAGCCGUCGUCUGGUUUCACCUAUUUAUAUUGUGCCCAUUUCAGAAGUGUGUGUGUGUGUUUGAUGUCUGGAUAUUCAGUACUGGAGUAAAACCUGCAGGAAUCACUUCCUCCCUCGUUGUUUGUUGACUCACUGACGUGCUUUCGGAAUUCCCUCCUUAUUCCAGGGUUCCCGAGAGGACGGUGGUUUCAAGACGCAGGAAGGAAAAGUCACGUAGUGAUGGUUCUUCAUCACUUCAGCUGGAACCUGUUGUGCUCUGACUUGGUUAUGUCAAGGUCUGAACGCCCCACAUUCUCUCCAGGCAUCAACGAAUCCAUCCUCUCUUUUCUCAUGUUCAUCUCCCCAACACCAUGUCACUACUGCGCUUAGUCCUUACACCUUUCUUCCCUAAUGUUCCCUGCCUACAAAUAUGGUUUCAUUAUUGCAUGUGAUUUAAUAAUAACCGUUGACAAACUGGACAAAACGGAGGCUCCUUCACCGAUGAACAGGCGGAGUGUGGGCUUGUGGUUCGGACACAUCCAAGGGAGCUGACGUGCCUCUGUCAGGACUUCAUGUGCCCUGAACUGGUCCUUCCAGAUGUAACCACACCUUCAGGUCCUCUCCAUUUUGGGGGGGCAUUUCCCAUCUGGGUUUGCUGCGUCAAGUCAUCCUCCCCCAGUGCUCUUCAUGUCCUUCAACCUCCUCACUUUCCCGUCUGUUGCUCUUUCACCCAGUUCCUGCAGCAUCUCCACCGAGCUUCUUCCAGCUUGUUCCCUGAUUCCUCUGCCCCCCUGUCCAAAACAUUAGGCCUCCAUUACUCCCUCCGAACAUUUCUUCAUGAACUGUCCCUGCGAGAUACUUUUUUUUUUUUAUGAAUGAAUAUUUAUUUAAAUCCUACACAAACACACAUUUCAAAAAGUUUAGUUAUUUUUCUUUCUUUUACCAGACAUUGUUGGAUACGCUGCCAGUACAAAUGCUGAUCACAGACCUGGUCAAAGUGCGGCCCGGGGGCCAUAUACGGCCCAUUACCUGUGUUAUCGUGGCCCGUUUGAUAUUUGAUAUUUCUUCCUUUUUUUGUUCUUUCUCUUUCAGUCACCACCACCAGUUUUCCUUGUUCCUCCAAGUACAUUGAAGGAAUACUGAAAAUAUAUUUUGAAACAAAUAAAUUGUUACAAUUUUUUAUCUUGAAUGUCUAGUCCACAGUUGAUUUAUACUCAAAUUAAGUGCAUAUUAAGUGACAUAUUUAAAUAGGCUUUGUGCCAUAUUUACACUUGUUAAUGUCCUUAGUUACAUUUCAUCUUCUCAGGUUCAUUUUGUCCUCCAGUAUAAUUUCUUUUGAUAUUUUUCCGGUUUUUGUUGUCAUCGCUGCCUGUCUUUUGGCAUGUUGGCCCCUCACGGCCGUUACAGUUGCUAAUGUGGCCCUUAAGGAAAUGUAGUUGCCAACCUCUGCUUCAAAUAAGUCAACUCAACCCAACCCAAUAGAAAACCUCUGCUUCCUGUCUCUGUGGCAGGGCGACUGUCUCUGAGGAUCACAUCGCAUCAGGUCCCACUAGUGUCCGACGAAGCUUCCCUGUCACUCUUCUGUCACAGCUCACCCCUCUCAGUUGUCUUCACCUGCGCCACCUCGCCUGCGAUCUCCUCUUCACCUCCCUUGAACACUGUUACUCAGUAGACACAUUUA